This is a messenger RNA of Astrephomene gubernaculifera, 2031 nucleotides long. NCBI's taxonomy places the organism in Eukaryota, Viridiplantae, Chlorophyta, Chlorophyceae, Chlamydomonadales, Astrephomenaceae. The record is from the annotation of a GenBank genome assembly.
AAAGCAUUCUUUGCUUGUCUUCAAAUGCAACUUUGUAUACAUCAUUUAGACAGCCUUUAUUAGUGUUUAGAUAGCUAGACCAUAGCCUCUCUUUGCUAGCUCAGAGCUAUCUAUUACUUGUGAACAUCAUGUUUAACAAAAGCUAUAAGAAAGAAAUAAGCGCAAUAGAGGACUUGAUCAAGGCAAAGGUAUACGUGAAUCAAGAGCGCUGCGAGGAGUUGCGGAAGUUGAAGGAAGACCUAUGGCAGCCGGACGCGGAACUACCGGACGAGCCAUGCACGUUAUUGUGCAUCAAUUUGAGCCAAGAGAUCCUGGACGCGCUUGGUGGCCUUCCUGGCUUCACCAUGCAGAUUGAACGGCUGAGCGGGGGUCAAUCCGACCCAAACUACAAGGUCGACCGCAAGCGCUUUGCGAAGCUGUUCACCGGCGAUGCGCUGCGUAAGGCCAACACAGCCGCUGUCAUACACCAGUUAGGCAGCCAGGAUGACCUGCUCACCAAGAUGGACCGGCGUGUAAUCGCCAUGUCGCUUUUAAACCAGCUGCCUGUGCUGGCAAUAGCUACGCUGGCGUCACCAUCACCAGCCACAGAAGCACCAGCACCGGUAGCGAACAACGCGGCGUCAGAAGAUUGCGGCAACUCCGAUCCCGCGGGGGACAGCUGCUGCAAAGGCGAUGACCAUGACGAAGGCAAGGAAGUCAAGGACAGCGGUGUCGGUGUUGCCGCAGAUGCUAGUGGCUGCGGCGGCCUGCAUGCACUGCCUGCUGCCAGCGCCGCAAGUGGCGGCACGUGGCCGGUGUUCUUCAUACCUCACGCGGAUCACGUGGGCCCGCUGAAACAGUGGCUGAUUUCGGAGCUGCCCCGCGUCCGUGCGCUGUCCUCUGCCGUACGCCAGCAGCUGCACGAGCGGCUCGACCACCUGGGCCGGAUCAACGCACCGCUGCACUUCCUCAAGCGGGCCUCCGUGGCGCUCGUGCCCUUCGGAGUGCUGACUGUUAACUUCCUUGGCGUAGUGCGGCUGAUGGCUACCAUGUUGCAGCUGGCGGGCAUGCGCGGGGACACCUCCGCGAACAAGGCACUGGGGCUGCUGGGAGCGCAGAACGCGGCCAUGGUCACCGGCAUUGACUCCAUGGGCGACAUAUACUCCUUUGCCGUCUUCGCCACCGUGCUAGCUGACCUCCAGGGCAUGGGCCUUGUGGAGGCAGCUGAGGCCAUGGAUGUGGUGGACGGACUGACCCUUGGGUCAAUCGGCGUCGUCACGGGCGCCGUAUCGGCACUGGGCGCCUACCUGACGCGACCGCUGGUGGUGCGCUCGGCUACGGACUUCCUGGCCGGGCUGCAAACCAUGCACGUGCUCAACCCCGCCAUGCGGAGGGCGAGUGUGAAGCGGGAGAAGAAGCCGCCGAAGCAACGGGGCUGGGGCCGUAAGGGCAAGAAGGCUGCGGACGUGGCUGCUGCUGCAGCAGAUGCAGUGACGGGGGCUGCAGCUGCGGGCGUGACCAAGGAGGAAGCGGGGGCGGAAGAAGAUAGGCGGCCGUCGGAGGAGGAUGCGGACGGGUGUAUGGGCACAGAUGAUUCUCCGUCAGAUGUAGAGGAGCCAAGUGCUGCAACAUAUGCGGUCGUAGCUGCUGCGGGUACGGAAGAGGGCGUGACGGCGGGCGGUGGAGGGCUCAGCCGAGCCGAGCUACGGCAGCAGGCCGCAGCACAGCGACAGGCGGCUGCGGAAGCCAAGAGGGCAGAGAAGGAAGCCAAGGCGGCGGCUAAGGCUGCAGCCAAAGCAGAAAGGAAGGCGGCUAGACUUGCGGAGAAGGAACGCAGGCGUCAGGAGAAGCAGGAGGAGAAGGAGAGGCGGGCAGCGGAGAAGGCGGCGGCGGCACAGGCCAGAGCGGAGGAGAAGGCAGCAGCGGCGCAGCGACGGACUGAGGAGAAGGCGGCAGCAGCGCAACGCCGGGUGGCGGCACGGCAGGCUAAGGAGGGCUUGGUGGAACAGGCCGCACAGGGCGUCAAGGAGGAGACUGUAGCGAUAGCAGGGG